AUGAGCUCGAGAAUCACUCCUGGUUUUACAAACUUGGUCAAGCAAGUCAAGAUACCCAACUUGCAAAACAACGUCAAAUCUAAACCACAAUUACACAAAUAUACGUUACAUUGUCUCUUCACUAAAAACAACACCCAUUUUACACUAUGUUCACACUGGGAAGAUCCGCAAAACCCAAUUUUGACUUCACCUGAUUCUACAUACGAUGAAAAAUUUAAGUAUUGGCUGCAUUUACCAAGUAAAGUGGAAUUUAAAUUGUCUACUGGUCCAUUAGGGUUUAGAAAAGCUAAUAGGGGUGAAUACGAAGCAGGUUUCCAGACUGCUGCUAAAUGCUUAGAGAUGUUACAUAAUCAAAUCCGUCGUGACAGAAUCAAAAAUUCUACAUAUAACAAUACUGGCAACCAAUAUCAUAACAACAAUUUCCAUAAUCAAUUUGUUCCUGUAGAUAUUAUAAUGAAAGAUUUUGGAAAAGGUAGAAGUGCGUUUAUCACCGCGGUGAAUGGUAAAGAAGGCUCGCAAAUAAGGCAAUAUAUAAGGCAGAUCAGUGAUGCAACACGUUUGAAAUUCGGUGGUGUACGUUCUCCAAAAAUCCGUAGAUUAUAG
Arxiozyma heterogenica is the source of this 603-nucleotide messenger RNA. RefSeq names its product mitochondrial 37S ribosomal protein uS11m MRPS18 (gene MRPS18). Gene Ontology annotation, biological process: translation. The record is from RefSeq and is a predicted model, not a curated record. The transcript has a single exon. Gene Ontology annotation, cellular component: ribosome. Bases 1 to 603 code for a protein of 200 amino acids. Gene Ontology annotation, molecular function: structural constituent of ribosome. Lineage: Eukaryota; Fungi; Ascomycota; Saccharomycetes; Saccharomycetales; Saccharomycetaceae.